This is a messenger RNA of Geodia barretti, 516 nucleotides long. The record is from the annotation of a GenBank genome assembly. Lineage: Eukaryota; Metazoa; Porifera; Demospongiae; Tetractinellida; Geodiidae.
AUGCGGCUAACCGAGACGGAGCAGUUCGCCGACAGGACGCUCGACACGCUCGCUGGAGGGGAGCGCCAGCGGGUGUUCGUCUCCCGCGCGCUGGCCCAGCAGCCCCGCGUCCUGUUACUGGACGAGCCCACGUCCAACCUGGACGUCUUCCACCAGCUCAAGGUAUUCGACCUGGUGCGGCGUCUCGUCGACGAAGGGCUCGCGGCGAUUGCCGCCAUCCACGAUCUGGGCAUGGCGGCUCGCUAUUGCGACAGGCUGGUGCUGCUGGUCGAGGGGCGGGUACUGGCGGAGGGCCCCCCGGACGAGGUCCUCACGCCGGAGGCGAUGGCCCGCGCGUUCGGCGUGGAGGCCGCAGUGUACAGGGACCCGAUCACCGAUUCGCUGGCCAUCAGCCUCAUCGGACCGGCGGAGGAGCGCCCCGCGAAAGGAACAGCGCGUCAGGCCAAUGUCGUACCGGUUACGGACGCGGUGCCCGCCAGGGUGGAGCAGCCGGCGCAGCGUGGGGGUGAUUCAUGA